This is a messenger RNA of Carassius gibelio (silver crucian carp), 828 nucleotides long. Its product is annotated as C-C chemokine receptor type 8-like. The coding region runs from base 1 to 828 and encodes 275 amino acids. Gene Ontology annotation, molecular function: G protein-coupled receptor activity. NCBI's taxonomy places the organism in Eukaryota, Metazoa, Chordata, Actinopteri, Cypriniformes, Cyprinidae. Gene Ontology annotation, cellular component: membrane. The transcript has a single exon. Gene Ontology annotation, biological process: phospholipase C-activating G protein-coupled receptor signaling pathway; positive regulation of Rho protein signal transduction. The record is from RefSeq and is a predicted model, not a curated record.
AUGAAUAACUCUACAGGGAACUUCACCACAUCUACAAACACCAGAACUCAUUCCAUUGGGCUUGUGGAAUAUGUGAACAUAUGUUCGCACAGCUUUAGUUUCCUUGUUGGUCUUCCUACACACUUAUAUGUUGCAUGGCUGAUCAUGAGAGGAGCAGGAAGUGGAGUUGCAUUAGAGUUCUUCAUCCUCAAUCUCUCUAUUGAAGAGAUUGGUUUCAGCAUGUAUUGUUUGACCUCUGUACUGUCAAAAUGGUUUUCAUUUAUAGUGGAUUUGAAUCUAUUUUUAGUAGGACUAAUCAUUAGUGGCCGCCCUCUGUUUCAGUGUCUGAUCUGUGUUGAGCGUUACCUGGCAGUGGUUCAUCCUGUAACCUUUCUGAAGUACAAACCUCUCAGAUAUAGAGUCAUCUGCUGCAUUGCAACCUGGAUUAUUAUUCUUGGCUAUUGUUUGAGCUGCCUGUUUAUUAUACCCUCGCACACCAUUGUAUAUUUGUGGUUCUUGUCAGUUCAGUUCUCCCUCUUCUUCUCCGUCCAGUUGUUUUGUCUCGUGGCUGUUCUCAGAGCUCUGAAGCACUCAGGACCAGGAGAGAGAGCGAGAGAGAGAGGGGAGGAAAACCACAUGAAGAGAAGAGCAUUUUAUCUCAUUCUCAUAACAACCGUGACAAUGGUUAUCACAUAUGUCCCAUAUUGUAUUGCAGGAUUCUUUACCAUUGUCACAAACCAGCUUAUUGAUGCACAGUGGUUUUCUGGUUGGCUUUUGUACGUGCUUGGUGGUUUUGUUCAGCCUGUUCUUUAUCUGCACCGGGCUGGAAAACUCUCCUGUCUCUUGUAA